Vitis vinifera (wine grape) is the source of this 2022-nucleotide messenger RNA. RefSeq lists its product as uncharacterized. Bases 513 to 1547 code for a protein of 344 amino acids. The record is from RefSeq and is a predicted model, not a curated record. NCBI's taxonomy places the organism in Eukaryota, Viridiplantae, Streptophyta, Magnoliopsida, Vitales, Vitaceae. The transcript has 6 exons.
AACUUGGAACUUGGAACUGAAACUGAUGGAAAUUGGUUAGGCAGGCGGUAAUGCAAUAUUGCAAUGUGGAUAAGAGGCGUGGUGAACUUAUGAGGGUGAAACCGUGAAAAGCCCAAAAUUUGAAUUGAAAGUACAAAGACAUAAGGGGUGGAACCCACAAAUCAGAGCUCUCCCUUUCAAAUUGAUGGUGAGAAACGACAUUCAGUACAGUUCAAUGUGCGUGACACUAAGAAAGGGAAAACAGAGGACACUAUGCGAUCCAAGGAACUAAAGCUUAACAAAAAUAUGAUAUAUAAAAUGGUUAGACUUUAGAGGUGUUAAAUAACUUAAUAACGACGUGGUUUUUCACUGGGAGCUGCUCGAAACCUGGUUAUCCCCACUUGACCUUUCUGCUCCUUCUCUCUCGACAUUCACCACCACCAUCCCCCACAAAAUUUUGAUACAAAAGAGAGAGGAGAAACAGUAUCGUUAUUGUUAGCUCUGCGAAUGCUUCUUGCUUUCUUUCCUGGACAAUGGUUGACUACGUCUGUUUUUUCAACAAGGAUACACUGGUCAUAAAGACUCCUAAGAAAUCUCCACUAUUAUUGACGAUGGUGGUGUUGGUUUUUGCCAUGGUUUGUGGGGUUUAUAUUUGCGCCAUAUGUCUAAAGCAAACAAGCAACAACACAAAAGCCAAGUUCUUGAAGUUCCAAGUAAUAAACCAGGCCUCUCCUUCUUUUGGCAUUGAGCCGUGGGAGAUUCCCUAUGUGCAUUACCCAAAACCCAAAACCCAUAGCAGGGAGGAAUGUGUGUGUAAUGGGGUCCGCUAUUUUGCCAUCUUGUCUAUGCAAAGAUCCGGGAGUGGAUGGUUUGAGACAUUGUUAAAUAGUCAUAUUAAUGUAAGCUCAAAUGGAGAAAUAUUUUCGAUUGGAAAUAGAAGGAAUAAUAUUUCUUCAAUUCUGAGUACAAUGGAUAAAGUAUAUAACCUGGACUGGUUCAGUAGUGCUUCCAAGAAUGAGUGCUUGGCUGCAGUUGGCUUCAAAUGGAUGCUUAAUCAGGGUUUGAUGGAACAUCAUAAAGAUAUAGUAAAGUACUUCAAGAAUAAAGGUGUUUCUGCAAUAUUUCUCUUCCGUAGAAAUCUGCUCCGAAGAAUGAUAUCUGUGCUUGCAAAUUCGUAUGACAGGGAUGCCAAGCUUUUAAAUGGAACCCACAAGUCCCAUGUGCAUUCAACAGAGGAGGCUCAGAUACUUGCAAAAUACAAACCUACUGUCAAUGCCACUCUACUGCUGCCUGAUCUGAAGGAAGCAGAGGAAACAAUCACCAAGGCUUUAGAAUACUUCAAAAGCACUAGACAUAUUGUUCUUUACUAUGAGGAUCUGAUCAACAACCGGACUAAACUUAAAGAUGUUCAAGAGUUCCUGAGGUUGCCAUAUAGGGACCUUAGCAGCCGUCAGGUUAAGAUACACAGUGGGAACUUGCCAAAGCAAGUUGGGAACUGGGAUGAUGUCCAAAAGGCACUUAAGGGAACAUCGUAUGAGGGAAUGCUCCAUGCAGACUAUCAAAUGUAGUUUGCAGCAGCAGUUGAAGCGAUGUAAAUAACAGCCUCAAAAUUAAUUUUGCCAAAAGAAGGAAAUAGAAGUCAUUAAGAGUUUUGGCUGCCCCAAGGGUUGGAUGCUGCCGUCUUCUUUGAUUAGUUCUUUAUUGACCCUUGCUUCUCACAUGUUUACCUGUUCUGUACUGAUUAGGGUGCACCACUGCAGAAUGUGUUAUUUCACAGUAGACACAUUCCUCUAGUGCACAAAUUUUUCUUGUUCUUAUAUGAAAGAAACCAAGGAGGGAGUCAGUUGUGUGUAACUUAUUUCCCACUCGUUUAAUUGAGCAACCAAAUUCCAAGUGUAACCGUAUUGAUAAUUGCUCUAACAAUUAAGGUCCCAGCAUAUACCAUUUUCAAGGGAACAGCUGAACCUGCAAACUGUAUGAUUUAACUGAUGUUUCUGUUCAUGUUAUUCCAUAUGGUGCUUCAAUAAAAUGUGCUUACAUUAA